This is a messenger RNA of Toxotes jaculatrix (banded archerfish), 3823 nucleotides long. Its product is annotated as transmembrane protein 150A-like. Bases 294 to 1169 code for a protein of 291 amino acids. Gene Ontology annotation, biological process: protein localization to plasma membrane. The transcript has 8 exons. Lineage: Eukaryota; Metazoa; Chordata; Actinopteri; Toxotidae. The record is from RefSeq and is a predicted model, not a curated record.
CUCAUCUGUUAAGAAAACGCUGUUUUUAAAGGGAAACCAAGGUUGUUGAGGUCUGUGGUGGGCAUAGCAGGUUGAAGGUUGGUGCUGGUUGCAGGGCCCUGUGGAGCAGAAGAGCUGUGCCAUUCCCCCUUUUGUCCUCUCUUGCCCCCCCUCCCCCGUGUGUUCCCCUGUGUGUAAGUGACCCCUCAUCCCCACCCGCCCCGCCACCUGAUCCCUCCUGUUGUGUCGCCACUCCAGCCCGAAGCCCCCCUCUCACCCCAUGCUUGGGACAAAGCCAGCUCACUGCCAGCCCAAUGACUGCCUGGAUCGUCUUGCCUGUCAGCCUGUCUGCCUUCUCCAUCACAGGAAUAUGGAUAGUGUAUGCCAUGGCUGUGAUGAAUCACCAUGUUUGUCCUGUGGAAAACUGGUCUUACAACGUAACGUGCACAGAGGAGCUGCCCCGACCAGGCUUCCCCAAGACAUGCUGCACCAUCCAGGACAUCCCCCUCAUCAGUAAAUGUGGCUCCUACCCUCCUGAAAGCUGCCUGUUCAGCCUGAUUGGCAACGUUGGAGCUUUCAUGGUGGUGAUGGUGUGCCUUCUGCGCUACGCCCAGGUGAUCGAGCACAGCCACCGAUGUUGGGUCAACACCAGCGCUCUGGUGUCCGGCUGCACCAACGCUGUGGGUCUGGUCAUGGUGGGCAACUUCCAGGUUGAUCAUGCCAAAUCUCUACACUAUGUGGGUGCCGGUGUGGCAUUUCCAGCAGGGCUGCUGUUUGUGUGCCUGCAGUGUGUGCUCACCUACCGGGUAGCCGUAACCGCCCUCGACUACUGGAUGGCCCAUUUCCGGGUGGCACUGGCCCUUGGAGCUAUGGUCUCCCUCGUCCUCAGUGGCAUCUUCUUCAUCCACGAGAGCUUCAUCCUGCAACACGCUGCCGCCAUCUGCGAGUGGGUCUUCACCGUCGACAUCCUGGUCUUCUACGGCACCUUCACCUACGAGUUCGGCACCGUCACCAGCGAGACCAUGAUGGUGGGCCUGCAGCGGAGUCACCACCACGGCUCAGGGGUUAUCAUGGGCCCCAGGGCCCGGGGCUCCACGCUAGGCGGGGCGACUAAGGGCCUCAAGUCCCCCGGGGGAAGCAGCACAUCCACACAUCUCAACUGUACCCCGGAGAGCAUAGCCAUGUUGUAGCCCUGCAUCGCAGCCCAAAGGUAUGAGAUGUCACUGCAGAGGUGUUUCAUGGGCACAGGAAGGCACGGAGACAGAGGCAGCAUGUAGAGGAAGUUCUGAUAUCUUUAACCAGUGAACCAACACCAGGUUGUCCCAUCUGUAAUACUAUAGUGUCAUUUUUAUUUCCCCUAACGUUGGUACAGGCCCUUGCAGUCAGAUGUCCUGUUACAUUUUCUGUGGCGAUGUUGAAAGGAGGGCUGAAUGUGUGGAGCCGGUUUGAGCACUGGAACCAUGAAUGUUUUCUAAGAUGUUUGUGGACCUGGGCAGUUCUUCAAAAGAGCAGGUUUUUUCCGGAUUGAAUGAUUUUUUUUUUUUUUUUUUUUUAAAUAACUGCGUCACUGGUGUCAUGGUGGAAAAGUAAAUAACUCAAACCCACAAGGUUUUUCCCCUCCCUCCCCCAGACACUCCUUCAUGAACUACCCACUGCUGUUGUGUGGCCCACCUGUUUUGGCCUUUUGCUUAUCUCUGCACGGCACACUUUUUGAAUGAGAGAAUAACCGUUUUUGUUUGCGUAGUAAGUAGAAAAUACUGAAUGUUUGAGAAGUGAAUAGUUAACAUGUAUGUUUUAUAGGCUGUAAGCAAAUGGCCUUUGAAAAAAAAAAAUCAAUCAAACAUUAACGAUCUGUCGAGCGAUUUGGCAAAAAUCACGAAUUUCACCCGACAAUUACAUUUGGUUGCACAGAUGAUUUGAAUGCAAAUUCUGAUGGUAUUUUUUAAAAUUAUUUUACAAAACAUGCACAUGAGUCUCUUGAGCCACUGUCAUUCUUGAGGUCAUAAUCCAUUUCAUUUACACGUGAGUGUUGUAAUGACGAGGACUGUGUCUCUUAAGUUGAUGUCAUUCCAUUACUGUCCCACAAGUUGCAUGAUGGGUUUGUUUGUUUGUUUGCUUUUUUUUGGUAACAUUUACUUUGAUGCUACUUUUUAUUUCAUAUAUUGUUAUGUCUGGUGCAAUAAUUGCUGUCAAUCAUCUGAUAAUUUACACUCCACUGGAGUGAAUAAUGCCUUUUUAGUGUGUUGGGAGCUGAACACAGGGCUUUUUGUUUGUUCGUUUGUUUUUUAAGUGACACCGAGACAUUUGAAGUGACCUACAUCUUAUAGUACAACUAUAAUGUGACUAACACAUUUACAGAAUAACAUAGCUCUUGUCCACACACUGAUUUGAUUCCAGGCUGGACCCUUGGAAGCCUUAUUUGAGUUUCGAGUAGAGGUUUUCUGUUAAAUACAAAGUGAUGUGAAUCCUCCUCAGUAGUUACAGGGGACGUUUUGUGAACCGAGAGGUGAAUAUGAUGCUUGUAGACCUUGUGCCAUAAACCUCAUGGCAUCACAACGGUGCCAGUACAGUGUUACAACCAGACGAUACCAUACAGGUUUUAGACUGAAGCGAAAGUGUGUCAUAUGUUGAGGUUUUAGUUUUAAGUUCCUGUUGCCAAUUUCUCUUAAAGUGAAAAUUGGGGUUGUGAACUAGCUUUAACGCCAGACUGCCACAAACCACCACUGCUCAAACUAUAGCUGACGAAUGCCACCCAGUUUAUGUUUUUGUUUUAAGUGAAUGAGCUAUUUCUCUGUGAGCUGGACGUUUCGUAACACACAGACACGCGCACAGUAUUCUGCCCUCUGUGUAGUCCUGACACAUUUUAAACUGUCUAACCACUGGAUGCCAGCAAUACACAUUUUUAAAAGGUCACAUCACCUACCUCUUUUAUCUUUUGUGGGGUUUAUGUUGUUAAAAGGUGAAAGCUAGAGUUCCAACAUGCUCUCCAUCUCACAACCGUCUGAGGUCGAGAAAAGUAUUUAACAUGGCGGCAGCUCAGCGAUCCCCAAAGAUCUGUCUUAGCAAAGGACGGUGGAUCUGCUGCGACACAAGACGCGUAACCAUGUGUCAGGUCAGUUUUCUUUACUUUUUGUCAUUUAACCUGCAGCAAUCUUGUCUUGUUUUGCAAUCUUGCCAAAAAAACAAAACAAAAACAAAAAGACUGGAGUUUUGAUUGGUUUUCUGGACGGCAGCAGUAGGUGUAUGAAUUGGUAUGAGUGCUCUGUCUUAGCCUUAUCCCUCGUACUGUGCCGGGGGAAGAUCUUGUGUCCAGCUGUAGCCUGUUUCACCAUACUGUAACCAAGUCACGAGGCGUGACUACAAAUGGCAGCUUGUAUGAGCCCUCACAUCAGGGUUGGAUUUAUUCUGUAAUACCAUCUUUCACAGGCCCAAAUUUAAUGGUGGAUUUUACAAACUUUUUUUUUUUUUUUUUAAUUUUUCUGUCAAAAUGUGCACUUCAGUAAACUUUCACAUGGUAUGUUUGUUCAUGGGAGAAUCCUGUAUUACAAAAGGCUGCCUGACCUGUACAUGUGUUGAACUCUAGCAACAGCAACACAGAAACUAUAUAAAAAAAAAAUGUAUUAGUCUUAUGUCCUCGAUUUGAAAAAUAUGUAAAAAAAAAAAAAAAAAAAAAAGAAUGGUAACAGAGGAGUCGGAUAAUUUCCCUGAAAACAAGUCAACACAGAUUAUUUUGUUUCCUUUUUAUAAAUUCUGUAAAUAUUGAAUGAUUUGUCUAUCAUUUAGGUAUUUUCAUUUGACAGAGAUUUAUAUUCAAAUAUGAAAUAAAAAUGAUAAAUUAUUAGCA